Messenger RNA from Drosophila nasuta, 657 nucleotides. Its product is annotated as arylalkylamine N-acetyltransferase-like 2. NCBI's taxonomy places the organism in Eukaryota, Metazoa, Arthropoda, Insecta, Diptera, Drosophilidae. Bases 1 to 657 code for a protein of 218 amino acids. The record is from RefSeq and is a predicted model, not a curated record. Gene Ontology annotation, molecular function: N-acetyltransferase activity. The transcript has a single exon.
AUGACGAACAUUACAAUACGCGAGUUGAAACCAGAAGACCUCGAUGAGUACAUUCGAUUUCUCAUUGAGAACUUCUACUGCGAUGAACCACUUCAGAUGACACCCGGAGAUCACAACUACAAACCGGAUACGCCGGAGAGACGUGCGUCUCGUCUAGCGGUAAUAAAACAAGGUCUCUCCUUAGUUGCUGUGGAUUCCAACGAUGGAGGUCGCAUAGUAGCCUCAGCUUACUCUGAAGCCAAGGUUCCAAAUGACUUCGAGAAAACCUGGAGAGAAGUCAAUGAGAAAAAGCCUACGGAGUUCAUUGAUCAUGUGGACUUAUUUCUUGCUGGCAUUGACAAACGUUCGAAAUUAUUUGAACGUUUCGAAGUAUCGAAAGUUCUUUACCUCAACGUUUUGGGGGUGGGAAAAACUGUACGCCAACAAGGAUUGGGCCGUCGUCUUGUGUCUGCUGUAAUCGAACUGGCUCGCUCCAAAGGAUUUCCCCUGAUUGCAGUCUCCUGCACUAGUUUGCAUUCGACUCGCAUCAUGUCAGCUCUGGGCAUGAGCUGUAUUCAUUCGGAGAAGUGUUCAGACUACAAAGACGAAGAUGGCAACGUUGUUUUAAAGCCACCAGAACCACAUACAUCCAUCAAUCUCAUGGCAAUGAAAUUGUAG